AAGAAAACCCCUCAGAGUUCCUGUUUCGGGAGCCGCAGGGCUGCAGAGCUUCCAAGGUGGGCUGAACUGCAUCGUUUCAAUCCACCUCUCCAUAAGAAUUCACAGAGGGAAAUUCAAUGAACACCCUGAUGUGUCCUCCCAUGGGUAUUACAGAUUGCAUCGAUUUGACCGUGGGACAACCAAAUGGUUGUUUCUCCAACCGUCAUACUUCGAGAUGUCAAGGAUUGAUUGGCCCACAUCCACCAUUUGCUACUGGGAGAUCGCCCUGCAAAAAUGGAGUCACGCCAGCCGGACGAGUUCUUCAGAAGAGAUCUGUAUCACACGGCACCCUGGGCACCUGAGAAACCGGCAGGCCACGCCUCACGCCGUGACAUCAAUCUACUGCAGUAAGCCUGCCAAGACCAGAACAAAGGACUAUUGAAUCAGUGGUGGGCCUCCAAGAAGACCUCAGUCCCUCCAGCCACUGCGACCGAUGCAGAUCAUGGGCAGUACCGGGGGCCCACGCCCUCGCAUCACCGCCGAUUGGGUGCUCAAGGAGAUCGACAAGUUUGCUCAAGGUCUGGGCAAGUGGCUCAAGGUGGCGGGUGACGACAAGGCGGAAAUCUUGAAGCACAGCAUUGGAAGUCGGCCAUUGACUGAGCACAAGACCAUGGUCGAGUUCGGCAGCUUUGUGGGCUACACUGCCACCCGCAUGGGACGGGCUGUGGAACUCUGCUACGAGAAGGGGUAUGCCGAUGGAUCCAUCCUCUUCGAAGACUCGCGGCUCCAGGGCGCCAAUCGCAUCACCUCCAUGGAGAUCGACCCCGUACAUGCGUGCAUUGCCAGACACGUGCUGGAUAUGAGUCGCCUUUCGCACAUUGUCGAGGUGUGGAUCGGUCAGGUGAAGGAUCUCAUCCCUCGGCUCAUUGAGGAGCAUGGGGAGAUGUCGUUGAACAUGGUCUUCAUGGAUCAGCGGGGGACCACCUUCCACGAUGACCUUUCGCAGCUGGAAGAGCUGAGCUUGAUGUUUCCCAACUGCCGCAUCGUGGCAGACAACUGUGUGAAGCCGGGCUCUCCUGUGUACUGCUGGCAUACCACGGUGAGCGAGCGGUACAAGACCACGAACUACAGCUUGAAUGAAUUUCUGGAAUCCACCAUCGAGGAUUGGCAGGUGGUCUGCGACUACUUGGGGCCCUUAGCGGGCGUCCCAGCUGCUGGGCGUCCCUCCCCGUGGGAGGCACCGAGGGGUGAAGAGUGGCGUUCCUAUCCCAUUCGCGACCUACGAUGAGCGAAAAAGAAGGGGAGAGAUACUGGGGUAACUGGAGCUCAAAGGAAAGGGA
Durusdinium trenchii is the source of this 1319-nucleotide messenger RNA. The record is from the annotation of a GenBank genome assembly. NCBI's taxonomy places the organism in Eukaryota, Dinophyceae, Suessiales, Symbiodiniaceae.